Molecule: messenger RNA, 948 nt
Organism: Onthophagus taurus
Lineage: Eukaryota; Metazoa; Arthropoda; Insecta; Coleoptera; Scarabaeidae
Product: coiled-coil domain-containing protein 42 like-2-like
Source: RefSeq, a predicted model, not a curated record
AUGGAUUUCCCGAAAUUUCGCCCCGAAAACGAAGCGGGGCGAUUUCUACUUUCAAAAAAAAUCCUAAAAUCAUACCAAGACAUCCACCCAGACUCCAAUUACAUCCGGGACACCCCCCAAAUGUACAAAAGAUUAGCCUGGGACCAAAAACGCAUCAAAGAAAACACUUUAACGUGGAAGCGACAAUCAGCGAUAGAAUUCCGAUCGAAACUGGACCACGUAGCCUACCGUUGGAUACAAAAAGCUAACGAUUUCAAAAAAUUAAUCAAAAAAUCCAACAAAUUCGUAAUGGGAAACGCGGAAAAACGCGCUAGAACGCGCAUAAAAAUCUUAAACGAACUUAAUAUCCAAGAAAAACGCGACGCGGACAUCGAAAAAUUACAAACCGAUUACAACAAUUUAUCGCAAAUCAAAUGUUUAAUGGAAAACAAAUUAAAAUCGCUUAAAAUGUACGAAGAUUACCUCGAGGAAGUCGCCAAAAAAGACAACUUCAGAAACAUCAAUAACAUCUUAAUAAGAUUUUACGAUUUAUUAUCGACGAAAGACGCCCUUUCGAAAAAAAUCAUUGAAUACGACGAGAAUUUAUUCACGUUAAAAGGGGAUUUUGCGAAAUUGCUCGAGGAAAAACGGACGAAAUUAAACGGGAUUUCGCAUCAUUUGGGGCUAACUUACCAAACGUAUGAAAAUGCGAGAGCGAAUUCGCUCCGUUUGGAGGGACUCGUGGCGAAAAUUCAAAAGGUUUGUGUGAGGAAACGCGCGGAACACAUCGGGUUGAAAAAGGCUAUCUGGAGUUGGUACCAGAAAGUGUGCCAAAUGAGGGGGGACGAGAUUAAAGUGAAAGAAUGGGAUAUCGAGGCUCAAUUGGAGUAUAUAGGUUCUAAAUUUGGUGAAUUGGCGGUGAUUAAUUCGUUUUUGCAACGUGAAAGAAAACAAACGAAGUUUAUUUGA